Molecule: messenger RNA, 1557 nt
Organism: Aphanomyces astaci
Lineage: Eukaryota; Oomycota; Saprolegniomycetes; Saprolegniales; Verrucalvaceae
Exons: 7
Coding region: 39-1400 (453 amino acids)
Biological process (GO): proteasome-mediated ubiquitin-dependent protein catabolic process; ubiquitin recycling
Cellular component (GO): cytoplasm; nucleus
Molecular function (GO): ubiquitin binding
Source: RefSeq, a predicted model, not a curated record
CAGAUUUAUUUUAUAUUAUCUACCAAUCCCCACUCGCCAUGUACGGAGCAUUCUGCACUUCUGGAACGACCAUUGUAGCGAUCGCAAUGACAACCCCUCCUCCUCCGUACUCCAUCACCCACGCUCUCCAAGGCCACGGCGGCGCGGUCCGGGCCAUUGCUGACGUUCACGGCACGGUCGUGACCGGUGCAAUGGACGCAGCGGUUUUGUGCUGGGACCUCGCCACGAGCACCCCGGUGCAGUCGAUCUACGAGCAUUCGCACUGGGUCACAGCCAUCGUGUCGCUGAACGCCGCGCACGAAUCGUUGUUGUCGUCCGUGGGGUUUGCAACCGGUGGCAUGGACACGCAUGUGCGUGUCUUCACACGAGCGUCCGACGCACAGUUUGCUUGCGUGGCGGUGCUGCAAGGACACACGAGCGGCGUGAUUUCCCUCUCAUGGCUUCAGACCGACACCACUUCCCUCUUGCUCUCUGGCAGCUGGGACGGUACCUGCCGCGGAUGGGACGUCGCCACCCAGACCUGUCGCUUCGUGCUUCCCGACCACGAGAACGGUGUGUGCGUGCUCGGCCUUCCCAACGGCGUCGUCAUCACCGGGUCCACGGGAAAACAGCAGGGGAACCAGGUCGUCGAUGCCCGCAUUCGCAUGUGGCACCAAGUCUCGCCGUCCGCCUACGAGUUGACGCGGACCCUGACGGACCACCAAGGACCGGUGCGGCAACUCGUCCAAGUCGACGCGAUUGGGUUUGCGUCUUGUUCGAACGACGGAUCGAUUAAAGUCCGUGCUGCUGAUGAUGGCGCUGUGCUAGCCACGUGUCAACACCCAUUGAAUCACGAAGGCAAGCCGGGGUUCGUACUCGGUCUGGCGUACCUUCCGCACUCGCAGCACUUGGUCUCUGCCAGCGAAGACUGCACCGCCCGGGUGUGGAGAUUAGAUGGUACCCUUGUGCAGACAAUCGACCACCCGAGUGGAUUGUGGUGUGUCGUGGCUCUGCCAGGGGGUGCCUUUGCCACUGGCGCAGAAGAUAAACAAGUGCGCGUAUUCAGCUCAUCGCCGUCCCAUUUGAACGACGCGCUGGAGGCGGCGCUGGCCGCGCAAGUGGCGGAAGCCCACGUUCAAGCGGCACGCGGCCCAAGUGCGGUGGAAAUUGAAAAAUUGCCAGCGUAUGAGCAACGGGCGCGUCAAGUGGGCAAGUCGGAUGGGAUGGUGCAAAUGUUUCGGCGGGACAACGUCGCAUGGGCAUGUCAAUGGAGUGCGGUGUCUGCGACGUGGGUCGAUAUUGGCCAAGUGACUGGCACGGGCAGUGGGGGAGUUGUGGACGGCGACGCUUACGAUAUGGUGAUUCCCGUCGAGAUUGAAACGCCGUCGGGGGUGAAGAAGCUGUACGAAGGAUAUUUAUGAUUGGACAGAAACUCGGUUUUAUAGUCCAUUUUACCCAAAGAAAUCUUUAUCAAUAUCAUUAUGUAUUUAGUAAAUUGAUUAGUAAAUUCUAAAGCUACUUUUUUAAAUUGAUUUUCUAAUUCUUUAAUAUCGAUGGACUUUUGUGCUGAUUCGCCAA